Molecule: messenger RNA, 5760 nt
Organism: Mya arenaria
Lineage: Eukaryota; Metazoa; Mollusca; Bivalvia; Myida; Myidae
Product: hepatocyte growth factor receptor-like
Exons: 21
Coding region: 645-4460 (1271 amino acids)
Biological process (GO): multicellular organism development; protein phosphorylation; cell surface receptor protein tyrosine kinase signaling pathway
Cellular component (GO): signaling receptor complex
Molecular function (GO): ATP binding; protein binding; transmembrane receptor protein tyrosine kinase activity
Source: RefSeq, a predicted model, not a curated record
UUCAUUUUUUAACAGUUUUCUAAAAAAAAUUAUUCUGAAAUAUGGUUAAUCAGAAGUUUUUAUCUGUCAGGACGACUUCGGAUUAACGGUGUAUAAAUGGUUUUAAAAAGUCGAGUGAGAACAUUUCAGAAACAACAUGUUCUAUGGUUAUUUGUCGUUCAGCUGCUUAACGAGAAUACUGCGUAAUUUUCAAAAAUUAAGCUUUAUGGGGUUGCCAUCUUCAAGAGGGUUUACCCGAAAGGAAGAACUACAAUAACUAAAUUCCAUAACUGUUGACAGUUGAAAUGAACCAGGAACAUUGAAAACACAUCACGUACAUGCGAGAGGUUAGAACAAAGUACAAUCAGAAGCAAAUUUUUUAUGACACUUAAUUGUUUUAUAAUUAUUACUCGAGUACCUUGAAGUGUGCAAGAUGCACAUUUUGCGAUCUCAUCCUCAUCCUCAUUUAAACAAUUUAAUUUUUAACGGACAGACGCCUAUUUUUAUCCAUUCGUAAGUGAAUAAAAGAUAUAUCAAUAAAGCCGUUAACGUAUGGGCUUUAUAGGAAGUUAAAUCUGUUUUAAUUGGUUGGUGUUAUUACUGAAACGGAGGAGUGAGCUGUUGACAAAUAUAAUUAUUAUUUUGGACUCAGUUUAUUGGAACAUAUGAGGAUGGUCGUCAGCGUGUGGUUCUCCGUCACCAGCUUGGUUUGGGCCGUGCUGGCGUGCGCCAGAUAUGUCCAAUCAAAGAAUAAUGGCGAUAUUUAUUCUUUGUUGAUCGGAGACAAUGGAACGGUUUAUGUGGGAGAAGAUAACGCCCUCGUGCAGUAUGGGAACCGAACUGUUACAAAGGAAAGCAUCGUGGCAUGGGUCAAUAUUACAUGCGGUGAUAGGCUCCCCAGCUUUCCUUCCAUAUUUGACUUCGUUACCAUUAGCGACGUGACUUAUUUACUAGAAUGUGGUUCAGGUUACAACCAAACAUGUGUUCUAAGAAAUCUAGCAAACAUUUCAUAUGUCUCCAAACUUUAUGAUGUUAAUAAUGAUAAGUCAAACUAUUUUGGCAGCCCGAUUCCGUCAAUUGUAGUAAGUCGGCCUAUUCAGGAUUACGUGGAAAUAUUUUCAGCGAUUUCAUUUGACGUCUCAUACCCAUCUUCCUUUUAUGCAUUAUCGAAAAGAAUUAUUCAAGAUGAUCAAUUUAGCAUUCACUACGACGAACCCAUGAACCACAGAGAAUUUUACAUCAAACCGAAACCUGGCUUUUCUUUGACUUUUAUUCAUGGGUUCUAUUCUGACAACCACAAUUACGUGUACUUUAUGAACAAUCGGCGGUCCCCUCGCGGCGGCGACUACAGUGCAUAUAUCAGCCAGAUGUGCGCUGACGACUCGUACUUCUGGUCUUAUAUCGAGGCACAGUUGGAAUGCAACGGCUAUACCAACCUGACGUCAGCAGUCAACAUAAAAACCACAGAUGGACAUUUUCUCCUGGCGGCGUUCGACGGUGACGACCGCCAUCUAGGGUCUGUGUUAUGCAUGUACAUCGUCUCUAAUAUAAACGCGUUUUUCGAGGAACAACAUAGGAAAUGCUUCCGGGAUGCAGUUGGUUCCACGCCAGACUGGAUACAGGGCACAGAGGAGGCUUGUACAGAGAAAUUGACUGUCAACGGAAUCAAAUGCGGCUUGUCGGGGAACAACUCACGUAUCCUGGCUUCCGUCGCACUAGAGACGGACCGUCUGCUCCUUGCACGCACUGCAACCAUCUCUUCCGUUUCUAUGACAGCACAGGAACCGCACUCCGACAUUAUGGUGGUGUUCGGAACAACAUCAGGCGAAAUAGAAAUGUUAUUAUUUAACGAAUACUUUAACCGGUCCCGGCCUGUGUAUAAGACGGCGGUGACGCCAACAGAGAUCCGUGGACUGACUCUAUCGCCAGGAAAUGACAUCCUCUACUUUUAUCAGGAGACCAAGGUUACCACGCUGUUUUUGGACGACUGUUCCGUGCAAACUGAAUGCCGGACAUGUGUGACGUACAACCUGGCACGUGAAAGCUGCGCAUGGCUGACGGGCACGGACAUUCCUGGUCGCUGUGUGAGCCGGUCUGCUGUUAAAGGGAGUGAGGCCCAAGUUUUCGAAUAUCACUGUCCCCCUGUUACGUUAAAUUUGUCUCCGGCCAGAGGUCCGCUAGAGGGCGGGACGCGGCUUACCAUUCAAGGGCAGUUUGGAGACAAUGACACGGCCAUAUGCGUCUACAUCGGCAAGGAAAUCUGUCCACUCAAAGAGUUCUCACACCAACGACUUAUGUGCAUCACCCCGGAAGUUUCUUGGGCGGCCAACAUGUCAGUCAGUGUCCAUGUAAGUCACCCGGAGAUGCAAAUCAAGGAUCGAUUCCGGCUAGCGCCGGUUUAUGGAAAACCAUUGGAGCCGGCGGUCAUAUUUCAAUAUGUGGCUCCUUCAUUGGACCCCGACCAACGACCACAUGUUCGGAUGUCCGGUGACACACAGCUCACCUUGAGCGGCCGCUUCUUGGAUGCGGGGUCCGUGCGCUCCGUUCACAUUGGCGGUCACACUUGUAUCAUCGGAGACCAAGAUGUCGCGACUCCAGACAUUCUGAAGUGCCGGACACCUGGACAGGCCACCCUGGGGGAGCACAACCUCACGGUGACGUUUGACCGCAUGAACUUGACCGGUCCGCCCGUUACCUACAUCCCCAACCCCGUCAUCGCAGAAAUACACCCAACUGUUUCAAUUGCUAGCGGGGGUAUCCUGGUAACGGUCAGCGGACAGUGGUUGGCAGGACUAGGUGCUGGACUCGGUCUGGUUGUCAAUGCCGAAAGCGGCCAAAUAUUGACGACGAACGGAAAGUGUGCACAUAAGGAUGAUGUGUUGGUAUGCCACACCGGAAGUGCCGCUGUAGACCGACUUCCGGCAACAGCAAUCGCGGUUUUGAUGAACCCGUAUGCCGCCGAAAACAAUUUAAGCGUCAUAACCAUCCGGAAUGACCCGGAACUUGGUCAUGUGAACUAUACACUUUCCAUAAUGAAGGAUACCGAUAUUGAAAUAAAAGGUAAAGGAAUUACGGGUAUUCCGCGAGAAAACUUCCACUUCCGGGCCGGUCUGUCGGCGAUUUGCACCGUCACUCAUAGGACAGGUGCUGCUGUGUGGUGCAGGGUUAAGCACAAAGAUGUCCAGACAAGCAAAGGCCUGAUACUGCCUUUCAAGGGCACAGUGGGUAACAGACAGUAUGAGCUUGGGACGGUACGAGUGGAGCCGCUUGCGUCAAACUUCGACACUUAUCUCGUCAUCGCCGGCUGCUCCCUCGGCAGUUUCAUCAUUGUGGUCGCCAUCAUCUGCCUCGCCACCAAAUGCUACACGCCCAAUAAGAAUGUUACGUACGAGCCUUACCGGGUGAGUUACCGAAGGGGGACGGCCGGAAUCAUGGACCUGGAGGGACUGUCUGAAAACCAAACAUCCGAGACUGCGCAGAACAGGCAGAACGAUUACCAGAGACGUGUCGGAGAGCUACUUGGGGCGGACGGAGGCGCCUCCAAAGACACUACGCCGUUACUGCAAGUCUUUGAUGACGUAACGUUGGCGACCCUCCUAGAGAAGGGCUUGCUGAUUGAUAGCGACCGCCUCGUGCUGGGGGAGAUGGUGGGGCAAGGAAAUUUUGGUCGAGUGUUCAGAGGGUACCUGCGUACAGUUGGAGAUAAGGAAGACAUGACGGUGGCGGCCAAGACUAUGCACAGAAAUAACCCACAGGACCUGGACGUGCAGAUGUUUGUGAAGGAGGCGCUGAUCAUGAAGGACUUCCAGCACAAGAACGUGAUGACGCUCAUUGGGAUCUGUUUUGGCAUUGAGUGUCUCCCUCUGGUCGUGCUUCCCUUCCUGGAGAACGGCGACCUCCUAAGCUACAUCCGGGACGUCAACAGGGAGCCUACAGUCCGGGAUCUGACGGUGUUUAGUGUUGAUAUUGUGAGCGGAAUGGAGUAUCUGGCUGACCUCAAGUUCGUGCAUAGGGACCUUGCUGCGAGGAAUUGCAUGGUCGGGGACGACAUGACGGUGCGGGUGUCCGACUUCGGCCUGUCACGCGACGUGUACGAGAAGGAAUACUACAGUGCACGUGACAAGACAACUAAACUUCCGGUCAAGUGGAUGAGCCCGGAGAGCCUCGAAUUCGGACAUUUCAGCUCCAAGUCAGACGUGUGGUCGUUCGGUGUGACACUGUGGGAGCUGUUGACGCGCGGGAUGUGCCCGUAUUCUGCCGUCGACAAUUGGGACAUGAUGCGAUUCAUCAAGGAUGGACGCCGCCUCGAGAAGCCGGACUUUUGCCCGGAGGAAAUGUACCAGAUCAUGUUGCGGUGCUGGUCUUGGGAACCAGAGGCACGCCCUACAUUCGCGGAGCUUGCAACAAACAUCCCUGAACUCCUCCGUCGCCUGGAGAGGGCUUCAGAGAAGCGCCGUAGACUGGAGACCAGCCGCGAGUGAGGCCCAACACUUCAUCUUCAUAGCCAACCGCGAGUGAGGCCCAACACUUCAUCUUCAUAGCCAACCGCGAUUGAGGCCCAACACUGCAGUGGCGACUAGUUAAAGCACUUAUGAAACAUACAUGUAAAUAAUGUUUGAUAGGCGUAAAUGCCGACGUGACUAUUGGUUUUGGUGUCAUUGUGUCGGUUUUUAAUUCAGUUUCAAUCCACUGUAUUUAUCUAAAACACUGCAUGAUCUCAAUAAUGCUGCGCUUCACGACAUAUUCUGAAUGGGCUGUAAUAGUAUCAAAAUUCCCUAUAGCAGACGUUAAUACUUUGAUAAAUUCAACUGAUUUUUCCCGAACUAAUGUGACUUUUUGUACGAGUUACAGAAGUAAGUAGCUGUAACCUUUUUUGAACACAUGGAAUUUAAUGUUAGUAUCAUGUCACGUGCAGUCCUUCAAAAUCAAAAGGCAGUUAUAAUCUUGAAUAUGGGCAUUAAGGCAUGGGUAUAUUUUUAUUUUCAUAAUCAUCGUGUACAUAUGUUUAUUUUUGAGGCGAUUGUAGAUACAUUUUUCAAAUUAUACUUAAAAAAACAUUUUUGGACAUUAGCAGCUAGAUGUAUAUAUUAAUGACUUUCAGAAAGCUCUUAACAAAUUAGCUAUUUAUUUUAGAGAGUUUUUAACUUACAAAACUAUCCUUUAAAAAUCGAAAUCAAAUGGUCGAAACAACCGAGAGCUUUUGAAUUUAAAUAUCUGGCACGCUACAAGCAUACUACAUUCACUAUGGUCUGAACGAUGAAGAAAACACAUGUGUUGAAACGCAUAUCUAGAUACAGGUAGUUAACAACUAUAACAGACUGUACCCUCGUCUUCGGAGUCAGUAGGAACAUUGUGUUUAGGGGCCUUGCUGACUGACAGUCAGUAGGAACAUUGUGUUUAGGGGCCUUGCUGACUGACAGUCAGUAGGAACAUUGUGUUUAGGGGCCUUGCUGACUGACAGUCAGUAGGAACAUUGUGUUUAGGGGCCUUGCUGACUGACAGUCAGUAGGAACAUUGUGUUUAUGGGCCUUGCUGACUGACAGUCAGUAGGAACAUUGUGUUUAGGAGCCUUGCUGACUGCCAGUCAGUAGGAACAUUGUGUUUAGGGGCCUUGCUGACUAACAGUCAGUAGGAACAUUGUGUUAAGGGGCCUUGCUGACUGACAAAGGGAAUACUGGCUGAACUCCUCUAGGAUUAUUUCCCUUUCACAAAGACAUAUGAGGUCUGUUUUAUUCAGAACCUAUAUUGGAAGAUGAAAUAAACAGCUAAUAAACACUUGAA